This is a messenger RNA of Trichomycterus rosablanca, 4915 nucleotides long. RefSeq names its product inositol-tetrakisphosphate 1-kinase b (gene itpk1b). NCBI's taxonomy places the organism in Eukaryota, Metazoa, Chordata, Actinopteri, Siluriformes, Trichomycteridae. Gene Ontology annotation, cellular component: cytoplasm. The transcript is spliced from 11 exons. The record is from RefSeq and is a predicted model, not a curated record. Gene Ontology annotation, biological process: inositol trisphosphate metabolic process. The coding region runs from base 277 to 1500 and encodes 407 amino acids. Gene Ontology annotation, molecular function: magnesium ion binding; inositol-3,4,5,6-tetrakisphosphate 1-kinase activity; inositol-1,3,4-trisphosphate 6-kinase activity.
UGAAGCCGGCCUUACGUCACGAGGGUGUGAUCAACCCAGAGGUUAAAGCUCAAUAUUUCUGCGCGGUCGGACUAAGAUUUGAUGCUGGGUUUAGUCUCGGUGCGUGUUUUUAAUCCCUGCUAGAGAGAUCAUGGCGAAUCUCUUUCAGUCCUGUAGCUAGUACUGAAGAAGACGGUGGGAAUGGGAGAUGUGUUAGCUGGCUAGCUUGGGCUAUGUACUGUUAAUAAACAGUUUUUCAUUUGCACUUCUGGGCUGAAACUGGGCUUGUUGAGGACCAUGCAGACCUUUCUGAGAGGAAAACGUGUGGGUUACUGGCUCAGUGAGAAGAAAAUGAAGAAACUUAAUUUUUUGGGGUUUGCUGAAAUGUGCAGGAAAAGAGGAAUAGAAGUGUUUCAGCUUGACCUGAGUCAGCCUCUGGAGGAGCAGGGCCCACUGGAUGUCAUCAUCCACAAACUGACAGAUUUGAUCCUCGAGGCAGACCAGAAUGACACCCAAGCUGUGUUACUAGUCCAGCGUGUACAGGACUACAUAGAUGCUCACCCUGAGACCAUAGUGCUGGAUCCGCUUCCAGCCAUCAGAACUCUGCUCGACCGCUGCAAGUCCUACCAGCUGGUCCACCGAAUAGAGGACUGCAUGCAAGAUAAGAGGAUCUGCUCUCCGCCAUUCAUGGUGCUGAAUAGUGAGUGUGGGCCAGACACACUGGAACAGAUCGAGCAACAUGGUCUUACAUUCCCCUUCAUUUGUAAAACACGAGUUGCACAUGGAACCAACUCCCAUGAGAUGGCCAUUAUCUUUAGUGCUGAGGACCUGAAGGGUGUGAAGCCUCCAUGUGUAAUUCAGAGCUUUAUUAACCACAAUGCAGUGCUCUAUAAGGUGUUUGUAGUGGGCGAGUCCUACACUGUGGUGGAAAGACCCUCCCUAAAGAACUUCCCAAAUGGUCAAGCUGACAGGAAAGCUAUUUUCUUCAAUAGUCAUAAUGUGUCCAAGCCAGAGUCAUCCUCAGAUCUCACAUCUCGAGAUAAUGUAGAAGGGGUUUCCCAGCCACCGAACGAUGAAGUUAUCAGAAAGCUGUCCAAAUCUCUGCGACAGGCUUUGGGAGUGUCGCUAUUCGGUAUUGAUGUCAUCAUCAACAACCAGACAGGUCAACAUGCGGUCAUUGACAUCAACGCAUUCCCCGGUUAUGAGGGGGUUCCAGAGUUCUUCACUGACCUCCUGAACCAUAUCACCAGCGUUCUGCAAGGCCAGACGUCAAGCGACAGACCCGCCUCUUCAUUGGCUCCGCUCACCUCGACAACAUUACCGACCCCAGCUUUAGAGGAACGAGAUGACGUCUCCCUACAGGAACGCUGCGACUCAGACACCAGCAGUAGUGCAUGGAUCUUGGAGGGGGACGAAGGACUGAAAAGUCAAUGCCAGAGACUGGGCUGCAACUCGGCCAUGUCACCCAACUUCCAGCAGCACUGUGUGGCCACCAUCGCCACCAAGGCCUCAUCGCAGUGACCAGCUUCUGUCCUGCCAUUAAAUAAAAUGCAAAAACAGUGGGGGGAAAAAUACAUAUAUAUUAAUAAACACGUUGAUAUUAAUAAUUGAUAUUAAUAAGAUAUCUGUAAUCAGAAUGAAACAUUUACUAUAUUUGACCAUCAGUGUUGAUACUGAGAUGAUGGAUUCUUUACACCGUUUGUGUACUUUUUAACACUCACAGUACUGUAUUGUGAACUUCUGUGUUGAUCAGCAGAUUUGUUGUACAACUCAUGCUGGAGUUUUUUGUGGUUUAUGUUUAAGCACUGUGGAGAAUGAGUUCAGACAAGUUUGAGGAACACACUAGGCAUUUGGAGAGUUUGAGGGACAGGAAUGACAUUCACAGCUGUUUCGCUAUGCUGUUGGUUUUGGCAAGAUGGUGGAUGUAAAACGUAUUUCUGUUCUAUUAGACUCGUACACUACAUAGCCAAAAUGAUCUUAACACCCCUCUCUUACUAGUGGAUUAAUAUUGACCGUAGCUUUAGGUUUACUAAAGGCACCUUCAUUGAACUUAAGUUUCCCAUCUGGUUUUGGAAGUUCUCUUGAUCAGAAGGAUGACACUAGGACACUAGAUGCUAGGAGAAUGCUGCCUAUGUGCAUCAUGUCACCUGAAAAGUAUUGAUGAAUUGUGUUUGGUUCUGUUAUUUUAUGGUUUGGGCUGGGCCCAAUAGUCCUAAUGAGGGGAAGGUAAUUAACAUGUAGAUAGUUGUCUGCUUACAGCCUUGUAGCUACAGAUUAGGAGAUGCUCUUUUAUUUUUAGUGUAACAAUUCCCUUACACACAAUGCUAGGUCUAUGUAUGGACUGUGCUAAAUUUAGUUGGGAUGAGCUUUACUGACCUGAAGAGCCCUGAUCUCAAUCCAAUUUCAUAUAUCUGGGAUGCUUACUUGUUACUGCUUAACAUCAGUGGCCGACCUCAGUAAUGCUUUAUAUCUUUUAUAUAUAAAUGGAAUCCUAAUUAGUUAUGAGUUAUGUUUCAAAAUAUACAAGGAAGCCUUCUCCAAACAGUUAAGGCAAAAGCAAGUCAUUAUUUAUUCCCGUGGGUCCCAUUGGACUGGAUGAGAUUUUUGGGUUUGGUUAUCCAUAAACAUUCAGCCAUAUAGCGUACGUAUCUAAAUAAUACAUUUUACUACAUGGGGAGAUGGCUUCAUGUGUCAUGUCAAGUAUCAGUCUUAGGUUGUGAUGGAAUCUGAUGUGUUUUUGUGUGAAGCUGGUAGACUUGCGCUAUUACUCCACCUUUUCCCUCCUACAGAGAGAGGUUCAGUGUCAUGGAAUUUAGAAUUCUUUUAUAAAGCUUUAGUAAAGCAUCAGGAUACCUGAAAUGUCUCUGCAUGCAUUGCUUUAUGACGUAUCAUGAUCCUUUCAGGGCAGUGGUAUUCAAACUGUGGGGUUCAGGUUAAUAUCAGCUAGACUUUUCCAGAUCUGUAAAGUUAUGGUACUGCAAGGAGGCAGUCAAUAUUUUAAUAAACUGCCAUAAACCCCUAUGCAUAACCAAAACAUUUAUUUAACAAUUCCAAAUACUAAAUAAAAUUUCUAAUAAUUUCAUUCAUAUAAUAGCAUAUAUUGUACUUAUGUACUCCAUUAUGACUGAUGUCCAGAGCACCUAACUGAGCAGUCUAAUUGACUUACAUAAAAAAUACUAUAAUAUACUAUAAAUAUUGUUAUAAUAAUUAGAUAACAGUAUCCUGACCCGUCAAAUAUAGCAGAGAAGUGCAGCCUCACAAAUGUUUGGAUGCCCGUGUAAAAAAUUAAAACAUCCUUUAUAGGCACCAGUUUGCUAAGUUAAAGAUAUUAGUAUAAAAUGGUACAUUUAAUAUUUUAUUUUUUAAAGUUACCUGUAUGUUAAAGUUAGCAAGUAAACAGCUGUUGCACACUAAAACAACACAGAGUAUGUGUUAAUGUAGUUUUACUAGCUGUAUCCGUAUAUGCUUCUAUGUAUUAGUGUUAAGAAGAAAUAAUAUAUAUGGGGAGAUGUGUGGUGGGGAGGUAUGUACAUCUAUCAGAUGUAUGUAAGACUGGCAGAAAGUUUGAAUACCACUGUUUUAAAGGAAUUCAAUGCGUCAUUGCAAUGUCAGGUGUCAUUAAUGUUUGAACUGUAAAACUAAUUUACCACUGUGUGUGUAUGUUCUUGCAUUCCAGUAUUUUUGGUGGAGAUUAUUUUUCGUAUAACAGCGAAAUCCAUUAUUUACAUAUUCUAUUAAUGAAACGAGCAAUUGCAUUCCAAAUAGCAACUAAUUUAGUUCUAAUUCAAACAAAUGUCGGUGAUUCUGGAGACUCAGCAGGUUUUUUGCUCCUUACUAGAAGAAUGCAAAUGUUUGACUGAAUUAAGGGCAUUUUAUACAUCUUUAAAAUCUAAACAUUAUGACUUAAUUUUUUAUUUGUUUAGUGUAAUUGAUGUCUUAAUACAUGCUGCAUUCGUGGUUUUAUUGAGCUAAAAUUAGGUCUUACUAAAAACAAUAAACCCUGUAUAUUUUCAGAUCAGAAGAGAACAAAAUGUAGAGAAGAUAAAUGUAGUAAGUUAAUGUUCUGUAUAAAAUGAAAUAUCACCAGUUUUUUUAUGUAAAGUUAAUAGACAUUUAUGUUUACUUUGCAUAAGAACAAGCAACAGCUAUUUUUUGUACAGGUGCAGUUAAAAUAUGGACAGGUUAGUACAAAGUUCUGUGAUGUAUUGAUUUGCCUUUCUCCCAUUUUUUACACAACAAAGAUGUAAAGUCAGCACUGAAGCAUUUGAAUAUUUAAUUAAUACAGAGAAACUUUGGUACUUCGACUAAGCAAUUUGAAAAUACCUGCUUUCAUCACCUAGGGGAUUUACUUUUCAGUGUAGAAACCAAAUGUAUAAGCACCUUUGCACAACGUGAAUCAAAAAGGAUUAUUUUAUACUUUGGCUAGUUGAAAUACAAAAAGUAUAAUAUUCUAAGUCUGUCUAAUGGAUGUUUCGAACCUAAUGUAUUUCAAUGAGUAGAUAUGAAAUAAGUGCAGUUUUCCACUUUUGCAAAUCAUAAUCUCACAAGGAAUGAUUUCUACAGGUUUUAUAUGACUGGUAUUAGCUAGUAUGAGGUUAGAUUAGGGUUGUGUUGGAUCACAUGGCUCAUUUCUCAGCUGUGUAAGGUAAUAAGAGUAUGAUGGCUUUGUACACUGCUCUAUAUUGUGACUCCGUAUUGUACUCUUGCCUUUGUGCUUCGAAAUGGUUAAACCCUUCUCUGUACUUCAACUGAGCAUUGUUCUCUUAAAAUCAACUUGAAUGUUUACUUAGAAACGUUGUAUUAUAGGCUGUGUGUAUGUGUUCAGUGCACAACCAUGCUAUACAUGCAAUUAUAUAGAUAACAUAGUGUGUUUUAUAAGUUACAAAUCAGAUAUAUACUUGGUGAUUCCUUUGAGAUAAAACAUUUUUAAAAUGUA